Lagenorhynchus albirostris (white-beaked dolphin) is the source of this 900-nucleotide messenger RNA. RefSeq names its product vomeronasal type-1 receptor 4-like. Gene Ontology annotation, molecular function: pheromone receptor activity. Gene Ontology annotation, biological process: G protein-coupled receptor signaling pathway. Lineage: Eukaryota; Metazoa; Chordata; Mammalia; Artiodactyla; Delphinidae. The record is from RefSeq and is a predicted model, not a curated record. Gene Ontology annotation, cellular component: membrane.
AUGGCUACCAGAGAUUUUGCAAAAAUGAUCUUCCUAUCCCAGAAUAUACUUGGAAUCCUGGGAAAUUUCUCUCUUCUUUACCAUUAUCUCUUCUGUCACUUCACUGGAUACAGCCUAAGAUUCACAGACCUGAUUGUUGAGCGUCUGCUUAUAGCCAACUCCUUGGUCAUGCUCUCUACCGGAAUCCCAAGGACAAUGGGAGCGUUUGGGUGGAAACAUUUUCUCAAUGAUAUUGAACGCAAAGUUGUUUACUGUAUUCACAGAGAGGCCAGGUAUGUGUCCAUUGGCAACAUCUGCCUCUUGAUUGUCCGCCAGACCAUCAACAUCAGUCCCAGGAACUCCAGGUGGGCACAGCUUAAAGUGAAAGUUGAAUCCUCUAUUUUCCUCUGCUGGAUUCUGCGCAUGUUGAUAAAUAUUAUAUUUACUAGGUAUGUGACAGAUAAUGGGAGUAACAAAAACAUCACAAAGAAAAAAGAUUUGGGAUUCUGUUCUGCUUUAAUUCGUAACAGAAUCACAGUCUUACUGAAUGUAGGAUUAUUGUUAUUUCCUGGUGUUUCAUGUUUGGUGCUCAUGAUCUGGUCCAGUGGCUCCAUGGUUUUCAUCUUGCCUAGGCACAAGCAAAGGGUGCUAUACGUUCAUACAACCAAUAUCUCUCCAAGAUCCUCCCCUGAAUCUAGAGCCACCCGAAGUAUCCUUGUCCUGGUGAGCACUUCUGUGUCUUUGUACACUCUCUCUUCAAUCUUUCACAUUUCUUUCGCUCUUUUUAACAAUCGCAGCAGGUGGCUGGUGAACUCUGCUGCACUCAUUACUGCAUGUUUCCCAACCGUAAGCCCCUAUAUUCUCAUGAGUCAUGACCUCAGAGUAUCCAGGCUCUUCUUUUCUUGUAUAAAGAUUAAAUAA